Punctularia strigosozonata HHB-11173 SS5 is the source of this 966-nucleotide messenger RNA. RefSeq names its product short-chain dehydrogenase. The record is from RefSeq and is a predicted model, not a curated record. The transcript has 6 exons. NCBI's taxonomy places the organism in Eukaryota, Fungi, Basidiomycota, Agaricomycetes, Corticiales, Punctulariaceae. The coding region runs from base 1 to 966 and encodes 321 amino acids.
AUGCCUGGCCGUCUGCAAAACAAGGCGAGUCCACUAUUCCGUAGCUUGCAGCUGACGUUAAUCACACAUCGACGCCAACAGGUCGCGCUCGUAACUGGCGCUGGGUCGUAUGUACCACGACGUGGCGAUUGCGGCAACCCAGAGGCUAACACGUCAGUUUCCAGCGGUAUCGGUCUCGAGUCCUCCGUGCUCUUCGCGUCCGAAGGGGCGAACGUGGUGCUCGUCGACAUCAACGUCGAGGCAGCCCAGAAGGGCGUGCAGAUCAUCGAGCAGCGGUAUCCGAACGUCAAGGCUGUCGCGACCAAGGCGGACGUUAGCAAGGAGGCGGAUGUCAAGGCGGCGGUCGACCUGGCUGUCAAGGAGUUUGGGAGGCUCGAUGUCAUGUUCAACAAUGCGGGGAUCAUGCACCCGGCGGAUGAUAAUGCGCUGAACACGGAGGAGCGCAUUUGGGAUCUGACCAUGCAGAUUAACCUCAAGGGCGUGUGGUGGGGAUGCAAGUACGCAAUACUUGCGAUGAGGGAGAACCCGACGGACGAGAGCAAGGGCUUGAAGAAGGGCGGAAGCAUCAUCAACACCGCGAGCUUCGUCGCUCUCAUGGGCGCAGCGACGCCUCAGCUUGCAUACACCGCGUCUAAGGGCGCUGUGCUUGCUAUGACCCGUGAACUAGCCAUGGUACACGCUCGGGAAGGGAUUAGGCUCAACUCCAUCUGCCCAGGCCCCCUAAAGACGCCGCUGCUCAUGGACUUCCUUAACACUGCGGAGAAGCGAGAUCGUCGCAUGGUACAUCUCCCGAUGGGACGAUUUGGCGAAGCCGUUGAGGUCGCGAAGGGAGCGCUCUUCCUCGCCAGCGAAGACAGUAGCUAUGUCACCGGCACGGACUUCAAGGUCGAUGGCGGCCUGUCCUCGUGCUAUGUCACGCCUAUCGGGGAGCCCGCCCUCGACCCGCCCGCAAGUCUCCUUGCAUGA